UGGAAAAGAUGAUGUCCCUUUCAUUUCUCAACAUAUCAUUUAAUAGCUUGUCAGGGAAGGUACCUAAUAGAUGGGAAAAACUAUUACGUCCAGGAUCUGCCCUCGGAAAUCCAGGACUCUGCUUAUUAGACACUGAAGGUAGCAACUGCAAGCAUGUGAAAAAGUCACAAGUAAAAUGGAAGACCUUGGCUGGUGUAAUUAGUGGAUCUGUAUUUUCCGUGGCAAUCAUAGUUGCUGCAAUGUACUUACUAGUAACUCGGAUUUGGUACCCAUCCCUGCUGAAUAAGCAUCGGCUCGUCAAGUGUAACUCAGAAAUUGAAGAUCUACCUGAUGGUAUAGAUUUUGAGGACAUUGUACAUGCAACAGAAGGCUGGAGCGAAAAAUAUGUUAUUGGAAGAGGCAAGCAUGGAACUGUUUAUAAGAUGGAAUCCGCGAAAUCCAAUAAGCUUUGGGCUGUCAAGAAGGUUGACUUAGCUGAAAGAGCAUUCAAUGAUGAAAUGAGAAGCCUAAAUUCUGUCAGACACCGCAAUUUGGUAAGAUUGGGAGGAUAUUGCAUAAGACAUGGAUAUGGCUUCAUUCUAACAGAAUUCAUACCUGGAGGGACUCUUCAUGAUGUCCUUCACCAGAGAAACCCACCUGUAGUCUUGGACUGGGACUCCCGCCAUCGUAUUGCUCUUGGUAUUGCUCAAGGUCUAUCAUACCUUCACCACGAUUCUGUUCCUCAAAUCAUUCACAGAGAUCUCAAAUCAGAUAAUGUAAUGCUGGAUUCUGAGAUGGUGCCAAAGAUUGGCGACUUCGGGAUUGCUAAAAUGGUAUCAGAUGAAGAAAGCUCGACGAACUCCAAAAUUGUUGGGACUCUAGGAUACAUUGCUCCAGAGAACGCAUACUCAGUUCAAUUGACAGAGAAAAGUGAUGUCUAUAGCUAUGGAAUUCUUCUAUUGGAGCUCUUCUGCAGAAAAAUGCCAGUAGACCCCAGCUUUGAAGAAGGAUUAGACAUUGUUUUCUGGGUGAGGAAAAACUUGCAGAGAAGCAACAAUUUCCUUAGUUUUCUUGAUGAAGAAAUUAGUCUCUGGGAUGUAGAUAAACAAUGGAAGGCCCUGAAAAUAGUGGAUUUGGCACUUCAAUGUGCUGAACUCGAGGCAAGCACCAGGCCUGCAAUGAGGGAUGUAGUAAGGUCUCUUGUCGAGUUAAAUAAUAGAAGUAAAGAUAAGUAAUGAAACUUUUAGUAGUGAAACCUGUGAUCAAUUUUCCAAGUUCCAACAUCUCAUUUUAUUUUUAUUUUUUUGCUUACAUAAAAAAUUUGGACAAAGAACCCGCAAAUAUCGGAAAAACGACAAUUACUGUUAACCAAGGAAAAUAAUUCGUAGUAAAGACAAGAUACACUUGGACCGGGUAAAUCCUUAACCCUUCCCCCUCUUACUAAGACUACAGAAUGUUCUUGUGAAUUUUGGCCAAUACCGGGUUUUAAAGAAUCUUUUUUUGUCCAACUAGAUUCUCUUUGAAACAGGUCAGAUCAUUUUAAUAAUAAUAAGUUUGAUCUG
Molecule: messenger RNA, 1541 nt
Organism: Solanum dulcamara
Lineage: Eukaryota; Viridiplantae; Streptophyta; Magnoliopsida; Solanales; Solanaceae
Product: receptor-like protein kinase
Exons: 2
Coding region: 9-1214 (401 amino acids)
Biological process (GO): protein phosphorylation
Molecular function (GO): ATP binding; protein kinase activity
Source: RefSeq, a predicted model, not a curated record